AUGCUGACCUUCAGCGACAACAAGGCCGGGAUGUCCGGUCUGGACAAGGAUAAAAUAACCAAAAUAAUAACGGAAAACACUUCGGCUUCUUACUCGAAUUUCUCACAGAAAAAGCAGCAAAAGCUCGAAGAAAGGAUAAAAGAGAUAAAAAGCCGAUUGGAGAGCGCCACGGCUGCUGAGAGGGCCAGUGCACAAAAGAGUGUAAGUAUUCAUUUUUCGAGGGAUUUUUAGAAAAAAAAAUAGAUGGACGAAAUGAUGGAGGAUUUGGAAUCGGAAAGAGAUUUGACGAGGCAUUAUGUAUGUGUGGAUAUGGACGCAUACUUUGCCGCGGUUGAAAUGCGGGACGACCCGAGGCUCAGGACGAUCCCGAUGGCCGUUGGGAGCACUUCGAUGCUGGUUAGUGCUGACUUCCAUGUUGAAAAGUCUGGAAAUUGCAUUUUAAAUCUAGAAAAAUACGUUUUCAGAGCACUUCCAACUAUCUGGCUCGAAAAUUUGGGGUCCGCGCCGCCAUGCCGGGCUUCAUAGCCAAGAAACUUUGCCCCGAACUCGAACUGGUGCCUGGAAAUUAUAAGAAAUAUUCGAAAGUUAGCAGGGUAAAAUAAUGAGAAAAAUUGAUGAAUUGUGCGAGAAAAUUCAGGAAUUCUCCCAAAUUUUUGCCGAAUACGACCCGGAUAUGAGUAUGGGGUCGUUGGAUGAAGCGUAUAUCGAUAUUACCGAAUUUGUGGAGGAAAGAAGGGAACCGAGUUGGUUGUGAAUGUCUUAAAAACAAUUUCAAAUCAUUUAGAAGGCAUUUAAAAUUCUUAAAAGCCUUUAUAACACUUCAAAAAAAGCACACUUUUUGAUAGGAAAUUUCGUCAAAUUACGAUUCAAAUUAUAUAAAUUUUUUAUUUUCUCUGUAUUUUCAACAUCAACCCUGCUGUAGUGAGAGAAAUAAUCAAAAGAAAAGAAAUUUCAAAUGAAAUUUUUCCUGUCAUUUUUACCCACGAAAGCCCGUUAAACACCUAUUUUUCAUAUUUUUCGGUUAUUUUCAACAUUAUCUCGAUAUUUUUUUCAAAAAGCCAAGAUUCAUCCGCCUCAAAAAGCUUGAAAUUUUGUCGAAAUACGUUGUAUACCGUGUAUUUCUAUUCAUGACACUCCGUUUUAUUGUGUCUUUCAUAGGGGCCCAAAAAGUUUUUCUUCUAAUGGUAUCCAGUAGAUUUCACUGAAAAUUUUUUUAUUAAAAGAAAAAGUUCCCAAAAAACGGUAAAGAUUUUUAGUUUUUUUCAUCAAUUUUUUUCUGUAAAUUUUGAAAAAUUUUCGUGAAUUUUUAAACGAAGCUUCUCUCAUCAAAGCGAAUAAAGUUGUUCUUAAGAGGCUAUGAAAUUGAUUUCAUGCUUCUGAAAAUAAAAAUUUUUUAAAUCUUUCACGAAUGAAAUAACUGAAAAACAACACCAAAAAAAAAACACGUUUUUUAAGUUUUUCCGUCAUUUCACGUAUUCCAGAGCUGUCUAAAAACCAGCUUAUAUACGUUUCAAAUCAUAUAUUUUUGGUCAUUUCGUCUUUUUUAUACAGUUGGUCUAAUAUUCUCAUGGAAUUUAUUUUAUGAAAUUGGGUAUAACCAUCAAAAAAAAUGAAACUUUCCAGGGAAAAUCUCGAGGAAACGGUUCGGAGGCGACUGUAUCUGUCGUCUUCCGAUAAUAAAGCCGGAAGAAAUCACAGAAUCCCUAGAAGGUUCGAAAAUCACUGAAAAAUGUGCGAAAUGCCAAAAAGAGCGGAUAAUUUAUGAAGACUUGGUGGAAUUUGGCGUCGGAAGGGCCGAGGUGAGCAGAUUUUGACGUUGAAAAUAUAUUUUUGUAAUUUUCUUUCACUUCAAAAUUCUGUAAAUGGUCAGUUUUCACUAUUUUGUUGAUGGACAAUAAAAAAAGUCAUUGAAAAAUAUUAAAGAUCGUCCGAGAAAUGCGAUUUCGGGUGGAGCAAGCCACGGGCCUCACUUGUAGUGCUGGUUCGUUUGAAAAAUUUCGAUUUUUUUGAGAAAUUCAGAAAAAGUCAUUACCUGUAUGUGAACUUCAGAAACUCGUUCAAAAUAGGAAAAUGUAAAUUUUUUUUUUUGAUUUUUCGUUUUGAAGAUCAAAGUGUAAUGAAAUGAUUAAGUUUUGAGUUAGGAAUAUUUUGUGAUUUUGUUCCAACUCGGGCAAAAUCGGAAGGGUGGAUAAUGGCUCAAAAAAGGCCGAAGAAAGGUAGCAAAAAGGGCCCCUUUAUAGAGCCUUCCAUUUUUUUUUCUUGGGCUUUAAAGGCUCAAGAAAUGGUAGGAAAAGGUAGGCAGCAGAAAAGGAACCUUUUUCCACCCUUUAUGGAGCCUUUUUCAGCCCAUUAUGGACCCUUUUGACUUUGCCUAUGAAUUUUGUUUUUUGUUCAGUUCUUUCGCUGCUUUGCAUAUUUUCAAGCUUUUUAUUUCUGAAAGAUUGAACCCUGAAAAAUUUAAGGUUCCCAAUGUUAAAAAUUCAUAAGAAAAUGUGAGAAAUAACUUGACUUUCUAUCCAUUUUUAAAAGGAUUCCAGUAUUUGAUGGAACUUCAUAGGUAAAGCCAGAAAAAGGCUCCGGAAAUGGUGGAAAAUGGCCCCAUAAGCGGUGGAAAAAGUCUUCAUAAAGGGUUAAAAAUGGCUCCAUAAAGGGUGGAAAAAGGCUCCACAAAGGGUGGAAAAAGGCUCCAUAAAGGGUUAAAAAUGGCUCCAUAGAAAUGUUCCUUUAAGGGUGACAAAGGCUCUUUUUUGCUCCCUUUUUGGGCCAUUUUCUUGGCCCUUUCGCACCGUUUUUGCUGCCUUUUUCCACCAUUUCUUGAGCCUCGAAAAUACCAGAAAAAAGCUCGAUAAAGAGACUUUUUGCUGCCUUUUUUGAGCCUCUCCCUUUUAGCAGCCGUUAUCAUAGGCAAAGUCGGAAGGACCCUCCGAGGGUCCAUAAAGGACCAUAGAAAUGUUCCUUUUAGGGUGAUGAAGGCUCUCUUUUUGCUGCCUUUUUGCUCCAUUUUCUCAGCCCUUAUGCACCAUUUUUGCUGCCUCUCCCUUUCUCCACCAUUUCUCGAGCCUUUAAAAUCCCAGAAAAAUGGAAGGCUCGUUAAAGGGAGUCUCUUUGCUGCCUUUCGCUGCCUUUUUGCUGCCGUUCGCUGCCUUUUUGCUGCCUUUCUGCGGCCUUUUUUGAGCCUCUCCCUUUUAGCAGCCGUUAUCCACCAUUCCUACUUUUCCCGAGUGUUAAAAAAGUCCCAAACUCCCAGGGAUCGCCUCGACCUUCCGAUUAGCCAAAAUCUGCUCGGAUUUCAACAAGCCCAACGGUCAAUUCGAACUUCCCAAUGAUCGCCAAGAAAUCUUGCAUUUUCUCAAAGAUUUACCCAUAAGAAAGGUUCAAAAUUCACUAAAACUUGGGAAAAUCAAUUAAUUAAGGUCUCGGGAAUAGGACGAGUAAGUGAGGCUCACCUACAGGCUUGUGGGAUUUCGACAGUCGGCGAUAUGUUGGAAAAACGGGCCAUUUUUCCGCUCGUUUUCUCCUUGCUUUCUCAGGUUUUCGUGAACUUUUUUGAGGGUUUGAACGGAGAAAGAUUAGAUUUUUAGUUUUUGUGUGGGAUUCUUGGGAUAUUAGGGUAGUUUUUGAGCUUAUUAUUGAUUUUUUUGAAGAAAAAAAUUUUUCAAGAUUCACAAAUUUUUGGCUGAAUUUUUCGAGAUUUUUUUGAGCAAUUUUUAGAGCUUUUUUUAUCGAUUUUAUGAAGGAAAAAAAGUUGAUUUUUACAAAUUUAAGCUGGAUUUUUCGAGAUUUUUGAGCAUUUUUGAGCUUCUAGUUAAUUUUAUAAAGCAAAAAAGUGUAGUUUUAAUCAUUUUUUUGGGUGGAUUCCUUUGUAUUUUAGAGCAAUUUUAGAGCUUUUUAUUGAUUUUAUGAAGGAAAAUAAAUUAAUUUUCAUAAAUUUUGGCUUGAUUUCUUGGUAUUUUUAGAGCAACUUUUUGAGCUUUUUUUAUCGAUUUUAUGAAGAAAAAAAGUUGAGUCUUACAAUUUUUUUGGCUGGAUUUUUUUGGUAUUUUUAGAACAAUUUUUUUGAGCUUCUAGUUAUUUUAUAAAGCAAAAAAAGUGUUAUUUUAAGAAUUUUUGGGUGGAUUUCUUAGGAUUUUUAGAGUCGUUUUUUUGAGCUUCUCAUUGGUUUUAUUAACAAAAAAACUUGCAUGUUCAAAAUUUUUUUGACUGUAUUUUUUUCGUAUUUUUUUAGUAGUUUUCAAGCUUUUUUUAUUGAUUUUUAUGAAGAAAAAAAGUUAAGUUUUACAUAUUUUAGCUGGAUUUCUUGGUUUUUUUAGAACAAUUUUUAGAGCUUUUUUUAUCGAUUUUAUGAAGGAAAAACUUGGAUUUUUCACAAAUUGUGACUAGAUUUCUUCGUAUUUAGAGUUAUUUUCAAGCUUUUUUUAUUAUUCCUUUCCAUAUUUUUCUUGAUAGGAAUCAUUUCUGCGCACCGCCCUUGGCCUGAGAGGUCGCCCUUCUUCUGGAGAUCCCAAGAGGAAAAGCGUCUCCGUUGAAAGGUUUGGUUCAAUUCUUUUUUUGAAAAAAACUAAUCAUAACUAUUUUUUUCUUUCAACGUCAAUUUUUCUUAGAAAAUUCUCAAAUUUCGAAUGAAAUCAUAGUUUUUUUAAAUAAACUAACUGCAAAUUUGAAAAUGGUAAAAAUUCUAAAAAGUUUUUUUAGAAGUUUCAGAAGUUUAGUUGAUGCCCAGCGAAAUAGUUGAUACGUAGUUUUAGAAAACUCAUGAAAUUUUUGAUUUAAAUCAAUUUUUCUGUAUAUGAUUUGGCUGAGCAGCAACUCAAAAUUUGAAAAAAUUCUCAUUUUAUUUAAAUUUCUCUUUGAAAAAUCCUUAAAGGUCAAAGAGAAAAAAACUUUGCUUCGCUGCGUAUCAAAAUCCUACAUGAUUUAACUGAGCAUCAACUCGAAAUUUGAUAUAAUUCCUUGUUUUAAUUGAUUUUUUUCUCAAAAAAAUCCCCCAAAAAAAUCAGAGAGAAGAAUUUAACAUCGCUACGUAUCAAAGAACCACAUGGUUUAACAAAGCAUCAACUCGAAAUUUGAUAGAAUUUCUCAUUUUUUUUCUCAAAAAUCAGCAAAAGGGUGGGCGACGACAAGAUAUCAAUAUUGCGAAAGAAUGUUAAGCUGAGCGCCUGCUCACAAGUUAAAUUAUUGUCUUUAAAGUGCGGUUACAACAGAGCAUAAUGGAAUCCUUCGGCCGGUUUGACGCCGUCGCACCACCCUCGGGGAUCCCCCGAGAAAUUCCCUGUAUAUAUACUCGCUUAGGGCGGUGCGCCCGACCCUCCGCGAGUUUGGAAAGACCAAAAAAAAAGCCGUGUUUGUCUUUCGGCGAUGUCCCUGUGUUUGUCUGGUUGUGUAGCGUUACGAAAUAUUUGUUCAUUUUUUUACCCCCCGGGUGUAUUUUUUUGAUGAAAAUUUGCUGAAGUCUACCUUAGGACCUCCAGGUUGAAGAACAAAGGGUUCGGCUAAGGAAAUCCCCCGUGGGUGAAUUUUUCAUGAGACUUUGCUGAAGUUGACUUUCGGACCUACAGAAUGCUUUAAAAAUGGUUCGGCUAAGGAAAUCCCCCGUGGGUGAAUUUUCAUGAGACUUUGCUGAAGUUGACUUUCGGACCUACAGAAUGCUUUAAAAAUGGUUCGCUUAUGGAAAUUCCCCCUCCCCGCCCCCGGGUGAAAUUUUUCAUGAAACUUUGCUGAAGUUGACUUUCGGACCUCCUGAUUGAACUAUAAAGGGGGGUAAAAACGUUCCCUAGUGAGAUCUUGAGUUGAGACUUUCCAGCUUCUUCUAAAAGCUUCUAACCUUGUUUCUGAAAGAAAGUUCCAUUCCAGAACAUUCGGAGGAACAUCCGACGAGAAUUUGCUCAAGGAUGAGCACCGUCAAAUCUGCGAAUAUUUAUUCAUCGACCUCGGAAAAAAUGGAAUCAGAGGUCUCCUAACCCCCAGAAAAGUCCGAAAAUCCCCAAUUCCAGGCGGAAAAACGAUAACUUUAAAGCUGAAAUUGGCUUCUUUCGACGUUCUUACGAGGUCCCUGACGCCUGGGAAGCUUAUCACUUCUUUGGAAGGUUUUUUUCGAAAAAAAAAAGUUCCAAGAAAUCCCAAAGUUUUCUCCAGAUAUCUACGGUUUUUCGAUGGAGCUCCUGGCCAAGGAGCUGGGACAAGAAAUCCGGUUGAUCGGCGUCAGAUUGUCACAAUUGACGUUUCUGGAUGAGGAGAACCAAGAAGUCGCCAAAAAAACACAGAAAUCGGUGAGAUUUUUGAAAAUGCGGUGGAGCACACUUGCGUUUCGAAAAUAGCCUUGUGUGACUUCUUUGGCUUCGAAAAUUGCUUUUAUCCCACACAAACUCUGUUCAAAAAAAAAUACUCUUUUUUAAAUUCCGGUUACUACUUGUCCAUGGAGCGCAUUUGAGUGCUAACAGAAAGAUACACGUUUUUAAGGUUUUCAGAAUGGCUUAUAUUUCGAGAACCUCUCAAAGCUCCAUUUAGAGUUUUAAAAUCAUUUUUCCAGGUCGUCGAGUUUUGGAACGAAGCCAAGCGAAAACGCCGUGAGCUUGCCGAGUCGGAUGACUUCAGAAUCCUGACGACGUCUUCUGAAAAUCCAACGACGUCCUGCGUAGUGCCGACAACGCAUUAUAUUGCGCCGAUGACCUCUUCAACAGCCCCAUUCGCGUUCUACAAAAUGAAAUCUUCCGGCGACCUCCCGACGUCUUCUAAAAGUCCGAUGACUUUCGGAGCUCGUUCGACGUCUUCAAGAGCGAUUUUGACGCCUUCUAAAGCUAGUCCAACGUCUUCUGGGAAGAUUUCGUCACCUUCCAAAGCCGCAAAGUCGUCUCCUAGAGCUACGUACAGGCCGCCCUUUAUGUACAUCAAGCCGACGUCUUCUGCAGCUUCGAUGUCGUCCGUUGGAACCUUGACGUCUUCUGAAGCGCCUGUGACAUCUUCUAGAGCGAUGUUAAUGCCUUCUACAGCUCCUACAAAGUGUUCCGAAGCCCCUACGUCUCCUAAAGUCCUGUUCUCGGUUCCCGAAGCUGACACGUCUUCUGAAGACCUUUUUUCCUCGCCUCCUGCUCUCAAGCCUUCUGGAAUCAUUUUUGCGUUUCCUACUGAUCCCUCGCCUUCUGGAGACCUGUUCACGUCUCCUCCUGCUAUCACGUCUUCUGAUGACCUUUUCACGUCUCCUCCUGCCCAAACGUCUUCUGGAGACCUUUUCACGUCUUCUGAAGCCCUUCCGACGUCGUCUAACACCGAAAAGGUCCCAUGUCCAAUCUGCAGCCUUCAACUCCCAAACGAUGACGUCAUUGUGAACCGACACGUCGACGAAUGCCUCAACAAGGGGUUACUGUACAAUGACGUCAUAAUUCCCAAAAAGACGUCAACGUCACCGAAGAAGAUGUUAAAGAAUAAAAAGGCCAAGAAAACGGUGACCAAGUCUUCGAUCGAGAAGUUCCUAGUUCGAAAACCGGUGGAAGGCGGAAAAUAAAGAAUAGUAUACUGUAUCCUACUGUAAAUGAUUGUAUAGUCUCAUUGUGAUCCUAACAUUGUACUCACCGGUGAAAUUGGAUUUUUUCUGUGAUUUUUGAUUACUUAUUGCUAGUCCCUUUUUUGAAUAAAAUUAUCCCUGGUUUUAUAAACCUUCUGCAGUCAGCCGGCUGCCUUAACAUUCACAAAUUCCACAAAAAACUCUGUUGAGACCGAUUUCCACCUGAUGACACCUUUUCCGAAGCUUACAAGUCCCUCGACGGCCCUCACCUCAGGAAGGAGAAGGCUUCCCGUUAAUUGA
Caenorhabditis auriculariae is the source of this 7798-nucleotide messenger RNA. The record is from the annotation of a GenBank genome assembly. NCBI's taxonomy places the organism in Eukaryota, Metazoa, Nematoda, Chromadorea, Rhabditida, Rhabditidae.